Messenger RNA from Fragaria vesca subsp. vesca, 1461 nucleotides. RefSeq names its product probable serine/threonine-protein kinase At5g41260-like. Bases 1 to 1461 code for a protein of 486 amino acids. The record is from RefSeq and is a predicted model, not a curated record. Gene Ontology annotation, molecular function: protein kinase activity; ATP binding; protein binding. The transcript has 10 exons. Lineage: Eukaryota; Viridiplantae; Streptophyta; Magnoliopsida; Rosales; Rosaceae. Gene Ontology annotation, biological process: brassinosteroid mediated signaling pathway; protein phosphorylation.
AUGGGUGCCGGAUUUUCUCUUUGCUUCCGGCCAUCAAAUACGAUAGCCAAUCUCAACGACUCGUCGGAAUUAGAGAAUAUAAGCAAGGAAAGUUACUCGCUGCCUGAGUUCAGCUUGAAACAACUGAAAGCUGCCACGGAGGGAUUCUUGCCGGAGAACAUUAUUUCCGACGACGGGGAGAAAGCUCCAAAUGUUGUCUACAGAGGCAUGCUCGAAGAUGGCCGUUGGAUCGCCGUUAAGCGCUUCCAGUACUCGGCUUGGCCUGAAUCCGUCCAAUUUCUUGCUGAGGCUAGAGCUGUGGGGCAGCUGAGAAACAAACGUUUGGCGAAUUUGAUAGGGUAUUGCUGUGAAGGCAAUAAUAGAUUGCUUGUGGCAGAGUUUAUGCCUAAUCAAACUCUCUCUAAGCAUCUGUUCCAUAGGGAGUCCUACCCCAUGAAAGGGGCAAUGAGGUUGCGAGUGGCUUUGCAUCUGGCACAAGCUUUGGUGUAUUGCAGCAGCAAAGGGCAGCCAUUGUACUAUGAUCUUAAUGCUUCUAAAGUCCUGUUUGAUCAGAAUGGAAAUCCCAGACUGUCCUGCUUUGGCCUUAUGAAGAGUAGCAAAGAUGGCAAGAGCUACAGCUCCAACCUGGCUUACCCUCCAGAAUACACCAGGACAGGAAGAGUGAUACCAGAGAGUUUGGUUUACAGCUUUGGGACCUUAUUGCUUGAUUUGCUCAGCGGCAGGCAUACCCACCCAAGCCAUGCAGUAGACCUCAUAUGCGACAAAAGUUUCCUGAUGCUGAUGGAGUCAUGCUUUGUGGAUCAUUUCUCAAAAGAUGAUGGAACUGAGCUGUUGCGUUUAGCUUCUCAAUGCUUGCAGUUUGAUCCUUGUAAGAGACCAAAUCCUAAGUCUCUUGUGAAUGCCCUCGCUCCUCUUCAGAAAGAGACAGAGGUUCCAUCAUUCGUCUUGAUGGAUAUUCCGCACAGAAAUGUGGCUCCGAAGCACUUGUCACCUCUAGGUGAAGCUUGCUCGAGAUUGGAUCUUACUGCAAUACAUAAACAGCUGGAGAUGGCUGGAUACAAGGCUGAUGUUGAGUCUGAGGCUGACAAGGAACCUUCCUUCGAUAUGUGGACAGAUCCAAUGCGGGAAGCACUACAUUCCAGGAAACAGGGAGAUGCUGCAUUUAGAGCUAAAGACUUUUGUUCAGCAAUAGGUUGUUACACAAAAUUCAUUAACAUUGGGAGCUUGGAAUCGCGAACUGUGUUUGUUAGACGUUGCUUGUGUUACUUGAUGACUGAUAGGGCAGAAGAAGCUCUUAAAGACAGUAUGAAUGCUCUAGGACUACACCAUGUAUGGCCGACUGCCUUCUAUCUUCAAGCUGCUGCCCUAAAGUUCCUAGGGAUGGAUAAUGAUGCGCAGGAAAUUCUGAAAGAGGGAGCAUCAUUGGAAGCCAUGAAAAUAAAAAAUGCUCCAAGUGUAUAG